AUUAGAUGGAGGUGGAAACUCCGAGACGAAGCCACGUGACAAUUUUACCCCUCACAGUCACACGUUCCCCAUUUUUCUUGACCCAUCUCGCUUCGCUUCCUUCAUAACAAUACUGAACACCCUUCCCUCCCUCUCAUACCCACUGACGAUGCAGCGCGGAAAUAUCGCGGCGGCGCCGGAAGAUCACCGGCGGCAUUCCGGCGUGGCGGCGGCGGAGGGGGAGACAGUGUUCAAAGGGAUUGAAGAAUUCGCUGACACGUCGUCAAAUUACUUUAAGUCGAUUCUGGCUUUGGCGUUGUGGCUUGGAACCAUUCAUUUCAACGCUGCUUUGGUGCUCUUCACACUUCUCUUCCUUCCUCUCUCCAAAGCUCUCUUGGUUUUUGGUUUGCUUUUUGUGUUGAUGGUGAUUCCCGUGGAUGAAAAGAGCAAGUUUGGUCGAAAGUUGUCCAGGUACAUAUGCAAGCACGCUUGCAGCUACUUUCCCAUCACGCUUCACGUGGAGGAUAUAAAGGCCUUUAAUCCUAAUCGUGCUUAUGUUUUUGGUUAUGAACCACAUUCAGUUUUGCCAAUUGGAGUUGUUUCAUUAGCUGACAACACGGGUUUUAUGCCUCUUCCAAAAAUAAAAGUUCUUGCUAGCAGUGCUAUAUUUUACACACCAUUUUUGAGACACAUAUGGACAUGGUUGGGUCUGACACCAGCAACAAAGAGAAACUUUACCUCUCUAUUGGACACUGGUCAUAGUUGUAUCUUAAUACCUGGUGGGGUGCAAGAAACAUUUCUCAUGGAGCAUGGUGCAGAGAUUGCCUUUCUUAAGGCAAGAAGAGGAUUUGUCCGCAUAGCAAUGCAGAAGGGACAACCUUUGGUUCCAGUUUUCUGCUUCGGACAGUCAGAGGUCUAUAAGUGGUGGAAACCAGGUGGGAAGUUAAUUCUGAAUUUUGCAAGGGCUAUCAAGUUCACUCCAAUAUAUUUUUGGGGAAUUUUCGGAUCCCCAUUGCCAUUUAAACACCCAAUGCAUGUGGUGGUGGGUAGACCAAUUGAGCUCGAGAGAAAACCGGAUCCAACUACAGAAGAGGUCGCCCAAAUACAUAGUCAGUUUGUUGAAGCACUUCACGAUCUAUUUGAAAGGCACAAAGCUCGAGUUGGACAUCCAAACCUUGAGUUGAAAAUUGUUUGAUAAGGCCAUAAAUUUGUUGCGAGUCACAAUUGUAAUUAAUGGAGUAAAUUAUAAAUUUAACUUUCAGUAUUAUCCUUUCAAUCUAAAAUAUUAUAAGUUCCUCG
This is a messenger RNA of Abrus precatorius (Indian licorice), 1278 nucleotides long. RefSeq names its product diacylglycerol O-acyltransferase 2D-like. Gene Ontology annotation, cellular component: endoplasmic reticulum membrane. The record is from RefSeq and is a predicted model, not a curated record. The coding region runs from base 149 to 1174 and encodes 341 amino acids. The transcript is spliced from 9 exons. Gene Ontology annotation, biological process: triglyceride biosynthetic process. Lineage: Eukaryota; Viridiplantae; Streptophyta; Magnoliopsida; Fabales; Fabaceae. Gene Ontology annotation, molecular function: diacylglycerol O-acyltransferase activity.